CCAACUUCACCUUCUUCUCUCCCCCACGCCUUUGGAUCGCUUCCAAGACCCCGAGUUCUCCUUCACUCACCAUUUAAACCUGUCUUGACUCGCGUCCCAUUCCAUUGCUCUCCAACCCACAUCACUAAUCCCUCAGCACCAUGGCUGAACCCGAGGAACUCGAAGACGAUCUCUUCGCGGAUCUUUACGAUGCCGACGAAUCGACUAACCGCGCAACCUCCGCAGUCGAGGCUCCGAAGCACUCUGAGCCUGCCCCGGCAGCAGUCCCUGCGCCGCUUGCUCAAGAGUCCGCCGUGCCAAGCUACGACCCCUCGCCCGUUGAUACAUACCAGACAUACGCUCCUCCUCAACAGGACUACAGCUCGGGCGCUCAUAAUGGGGCGGAUCAUGGUCACGCCCAGCACCCCACGACCGCACACCAUGUGGACCAGGAAGAGCCCCGAUCAGGAACCGGAAUUAAGGAAGACGGGAAAAUGUUCAUUGGCGGAUUGAACUGGGAGACCACCGAUCAAUCUCUUCGUGACUAUUUCUCGCAAUUCGGCGAAGUCCAAGAAUGCACCGUGAUGCGUGACAGCGCCACUGGUCGCUCUCGUGGCUUUGGUUUCCUCACUUUCCGUGAUCCCAAGACAGUCAACACUGUCAUGGUCAAGGAGCACUACCUAGAUGGCAAGAUUAUCGACCCCAAGCGCGCCAUCCCCCGCGACGAACAAGAAAAAACCAGCAAAAUCUUCGUCGGCGGCGUCAGUCAAGAAGCCACCGAACAAGACUUCAAACAAUUCUUCACCCAAUUCGGCCGCGUCAUCGACGCAACCCUCAUGAUCGACAAAGACACCGGCCGCCCCCGCGGUUUCGGCUUCGUAACCUUCGACAGCGAAGCCGCCGUCGAAAAUGCUCUCUCCCGCCCCCUGGAAAUCCUCGGUAAACCCAUCGAGGUCAAAAAAGCCCAGCCACGCGGCAACUUGCGCGAUGAGAACCGCGGUGGUCGCGGCGGCCGCGAUAACUUCCGCGAUAUGAAUCAGGGCGGUGGUGAUUCGGGUUCGCACCAUGGUGGUGCUAGCGGUGCUGGAGGUGCUGGUGGACAGCAGGGUAUGGCGGGUGGAAUGACACCGGCUAUGAUGGCGCAGUAUUGGCAGCGGAUGCAGCAGUACUUUGCUAUGAUGCAGCAGCAGAUGGCUAUGGGUGGAGGAAAUAUGAAUAUGGGCGCUAUGAACCCGGCUAUGAUUCAGCAAAUGCAGCAGAUGCAGAUGAAGCAGAUGGCUGCGCAAAUGGGUGGCGCUGCUCCCCAGCAGCAACAGGGUAGUAUGAGUCCCAACCCAGCUUCCCCGGGUGCCCAGCAACAGGGUAUGCCCAAUAUGAUGAAUGCGGCAAUGAUGGCGCAAAUGCAGGGCCAACAACCCCAAGGCCAACAGCCACAGGGUGGUGCUGGUCAACAAGGCCCCGGUGGUCUCGAGGGUGCUUCUCCCGGCGCGGGAUACAACCGCCAACAACAACCAGGUGGCCCAGGCUACAACGCCCAGGAACAACUCGCCUUUGAGCAACAGAAAUACGAGCAACAGCAGGCUCGCCGCGUUAUGGAUACCAGCCGUGGUUUCUCGCCUUAUCAGCAGGGUGGCCCGACGUCCUGGGAGGGUAUGUAUGAUGAAGUUCCUCAGCCGAAUAUCCCCACCGGUCCACAGGGUAUGGUUCGUGGUGGAAGUAUGGGUCGUGGCGCAACCCCUCAACCAAGUGCAGCCCCCGCCAACGCACCUACAGGCCCCCGUAACGCCGGCAAGCCAGGCUCGAACUACCGCGGCGGUGGCCGUGGUGGACACCGUGGAUUCCAUCCUUAUUCUCGGUAAAAAGAAAAGUGAGGUGUGGAUGGGAUUAUAUCGGAGUUCGAGUUCGAAUUCGAAUUUUGAGUCUGGUCCCCGCCGAACAAACGGGUUUCUCACUCAUGUUUUUUUCUUUCUAUGCUAUGUCUUCUAUUCUUUUACCUAGUGCUUCUUCACUUAUGUCUUUUCCUGUUCUAUUGUUCUAUUGUUACCCUAUCCUAUCCUAUUUUUAACUGGGCCUUGACUUGGAAAACUUUCUGUGCUGUGCUGCUAUCUUUAACAUGCUCCUGUUCUCAUCCUUCUUCCUAUCCCUAUCCCCAUUCUUAUCCCUAUCCCUGUUCCUGUUCCUGUUCUGGUCCAGGACUCAUCGCGGCUACCUGGACUUCUUGUCAUUCCUAUCUCUAUCCCCUUGUUUCUUCUAUUCUUGUUUGUACCCCCGUUUCACCCGUAGAUGCAUGCAAUACGGGGGCUAGGGUGGUUUGUGAUGGUGGUUACCUCUUCUUCUGUUUUUUUCUGUUUCUGUUUCUGUUUCUUGUUCAGAGUUUUUCAAAAUGGGAUGGUUAUCUCUUUUUUUUCUUUGCCUUUCUUGCUUAGUGUUUGCAUUGUCAUACAUGUGCU
This is a messenger RNA of Penicillium subrubescens, 2429 nucleotides long. Its product is annotated as RNA-binding protein. Lineage: Eukaryota; Fungi; Ascomycota; Eurotiomycetes; Eurotiales; Aspergillaceae. The record is from RefSeq and is a predicted model, not a curated record. The transcript has 6 exons. Bases 141 to 1838 code for a protein of 565 amino acids. Gene Ontology annotation, molecular function: RNA binding.